Mesorhabditis belari is the source of this 1164-nucleotide messenger RNA. Lineage: Eukaryota; Metazoa; Nematoda; Chromadorea; Rhabditida; Rhabditidae. The record is from the annotation of a GenBank genome assembly.
AUGGCUCUCGAUCAGGUGCUCGCUCACCUCGUCGAGAAUCUCAACGCGCAAAUGAGCGAAGACGGAAAAGAUAAGGAAGAGAAUUUUGGUCCAUCAGCAAAAUCAGCACUAACUAGUCUGCUCUGUGAUCGCCAAUUGCAAGAGUGCCGCCUGGAAAAGGAUAAACGCGAUUUUCGCACCUGGCAAAAGAUCGAAUUUGCCAAGCUGAUCCGCCAACGAAAGCACAUUCUCUUCGGUGAAUGUGAUGGAGCGGUGGUAACAGCAAAAGCGAAAGAGGACGCUUGGCGAGAGAUCCAGCACGAAUUGGAGGAGAUGGGCGCCGACUCGUUCAAGGGAAAACCGUGGAUGCGUCUCCGGGAUCACGAUUGGCAGUAUAUAAGGCGACACGCGAUGAAUCGAUACGAGAAUGGGAAAGUCUCGACGGGUCGUCUCUCCGAGUUGGACGAGAUCGUCGUCGAGAUCGUGCAAGGCGACAAAACCUCAUCAAUCAACAACAAUGUUAGCCAAGACUCAAAUGACAGCUUUGGCGCUCAGCUUUGCUCUUUAUUGGCUGCCUCGUCCGAAUCAACGCAAAAUGGAUCGAUUUUUGGGAUAAAUGAGAUUAAAGAAGAGUUGACGAUGGGCACGCCGGAGAGAAUCUCCGAAUCACCGGAAAUCUCGUCAGCUCCCACGACUCAAAGCCAUUCCACAACACAGACAACGAAUGGAAAUGCGAGCAAAAGACAUAUUGACAGCGCUCUCCGCAACGCAUUGGCCUCUCUAUCAUGCGCUUUCGGCAAUUCUCAAAUGGAUACCGUAACCCCGACGACAACUGGACAAAAUAAUGCAAAUGUUUCAACGUCAACAAAUCAGUCAUCGUAUUCAAAUCAUUCAAAUCAUUCAACCGGCUCAAUUCAGCGAGAACCACCCGCGAAGAGAGGACGAGUCGGCAAUGGAGACCAUGACCCAGUGAACUCCAUUCAGCCAACGAUUGAAACUCUUCAACGUCAAAAGCUCGAGCUUGAGAUGGAACACAUGAGAAAUGAGGAGAUGAGACGCCAGGAAAGACAUUUAUUGGAGAUAGAACGCCUCCGCAUUUCCGUUUCGUUGAUGAAAAAGUGCUUUGAUGAUGGGAAUUGUGAGAAAUUCGGGAAUUUCGAUGAUUUCUUCGCCAGGUUUCAAAGU